AUGCAUGCCUUGUUUGGGCGCGCUAACCGCCAUCGUCUGGCCAAGAACCUGCGACCGGCUGCGCGGCCGCACCAGCGACGAGAGCCAUCGCAGUUCACCGCGCGUAAUCCGCUGUCGGCCUCCGCCGCUGGUACGCUGCAGCGCGCACUUGCCCGCAAGUGUGCUCCACUUGGGGUAAAAGCAUACGGCGCGUUUGUCGCAGCAGCCCGCCUGGAGUGGCUCGACAAACGCGCCAGGGCACAGAGCCGCCUCCGCGGCGGCUGCCACCCGCAAGACCUCGCCAUGCAAUUAACAUCGCCUGUUGGGUGCGAGCGCGCGCUGCCGACGUCUUCGGUCACUCCUCCAGAACGGCCGCUGAGCAUACAUCGUCCCAGGAAGCCGGACGCUGUUUGCAGCCUUCGCCACGGCGGUGACAUCUUGCAGUCCGGAUCCAGCACUGCGUCAUUUCGUAUUUUGUCCAGCACAGAUGCGGCUACCCCAGCUCCGAUUGUUGGGCCAUCUCAGCGGGUCUGCUGUGGUUAG
Paraphaeosphaeria sporulosa is the source of this 522-nucleotide messenger RNA. RefSeq lists its product as uncharacterized. Bases 1 to 522 code for a protein of 173 amino acids. NCBI's taxonomy places the organism in Eukaryota, Fungi, Ascomycota, Dothideomycetes, Pleosporales, Didymosphaeriaceae. The transcript has a single exon. The record is from RefSeq and is a predicted model, not a curated record.